GGACUCAGCGGCUGGCCUGAUCGCUACUGACAUGAGAAAUACGCUGACUGGUUCUCAUCUUUCUAUGUUAAUUUUUUUGUCACCAAUAGCUGAAAGUCUAAAUUUGAUAAAUAAUUUUCCUUAAGAAUUUUAUUCCUUUUAUUUGUUGGAUAAUUUUACUGUUUAAAUUUACCGAGAAUACAGUAUUUCGGACAUCGUAACAGCUAUCUAAUCUAUAUUAAUGAAAAGUUUAGAAUUUUUCUUCAAUUAAUCGAUUAAUCUAUAUAACUAAAUAAUUGAAAUAAUCGAAUAAUCAAUUAUUUUGCCAUCGAUUAUAAUUCUUGUCGUACGAAUUCAACCAACAACAUCGAUCUCAGCUCGACACUAGUUUCACCUUGUGAAGGUUAAAGGUAAAGUUGGUAAGAUCUAGGAGACAACCGGCGCCGGAAAUUUUUUAUAGUACAAGAAAUAUCCAGUAUCUACGUGGGUUACUUACUGCCUGCUAUAAAAAUUGUGGGUAUACAUACAUACCUAGUAAUUAUAUUCUCUUUGGUGGGUCAGGGUAUUUGAAGAGAGGUCAAAGAGGACAACAGUCCUUUGCGUGUAAUCAGAUUCACACAGUACAAUCAAAAUGCCUAUCAAAUCCAUUAAAGCUCGCCAGAUUUUCGACUCCCGUGGUAAUCCUACCGUCGAAGUUGAUUUGGUAACGGAAUUGGGUCUUUUCCGUGCUGCUGUUCCUUCAGGAGCCUCCACUGGCGUUCAUGAAGCCCUAGAGCUUAGAGAUAAUAUAAAGAGUGAAUAUCAUGGAAAGGGUGUCCUCACUGCAAUAAAAAAUAUCAAUGAUAUCAUUGCACCAGAGCUUUUGAAACAAAAUCUUGAAGUGACUCAACAAAAGGAGAUUGACGAAUUUAUGAUCAACUUAGAUGGGACUGAAAACAAGUCUAAGUUGGGUGCCAAUGCCAUUCUUGGUGUUUCCUUGGCAGUGGCUAAGGCUGGUGCAGCUAAGAAAGGUGUACCUCUUUACAAGCAUUUAGCAGACUUGGCUGGUAAUAGUGACAUUGUUCUACCUGUACCUGCAUUUAAUGUCAUUAAUGGUGGUUCUCAUGCCGGCAACAAACUUGCUAUGCAAGAGUUUAUGAUUUUACCAACUGGUGCUUCUUCAUUCAGUGAAGCUAUGCGUAUGGGUUCUGAAGUUUACCACCAUUUAAAAAAAAUUAUAAAAGAAAAGUUCGGUCUUGACUCCACUGCUGUUGGGGAUGAGGGUGGCUUUGCUCCCAAUAUCCAGAACAAUAAAGAUGCUCUAUUUUUAAUUCAGGAUGCUAUUCAACAAGCUGGUUACACUGGCAAGAUUGAAAUUGGAAUGGAUGUUGCUGCUUCCGAGUUCUUUAAGGAUGGAUCAUAUGAUCUUGACUUUAAGAACCCAAAAUCCAACCCAGCUGACUUCUUGUCAUCUGACAAGCUUGCUGAAGUUUACCUCGACUUUAUUAAGGACUUCCCAAUGGUUUCCAUUGAGGAUCCCUUUGACCAAGAUGACUGGGCUGCUUGGGCUAGUUUAACCGCUCGCACCCCCAUUCAAAUUGUUGGCGAUGACCUUACGGUAACAAACCCUAAGCGUAUUGCCAUGGCAGUGGAAAAGAAGGCUUGCAACUGUUUACUUCUGAAGGUUAACCAAAUUGGCAGUGUCACCGAGUCAAUUAAUGCUCAUCUUUUGGCUAAGCAGAAUGGAUGGGGAACUAUGGUUUCUCACAGGUCUGGAGAAACAGAGGAUACGUUUAUUGCUGAUUUAGUAGUUGGUUUGUCCACUGGCCAGAUCAAGACUGGUGCACCUUGCCGUUCUGAGCGUCUUGCUAAGUAUAACCAAAUCCUCCGUAUUGAAGAGGAACUGGGUGCUGCAGCUAAGUACGCCGGAAAGAACUUCCGCAGGCCUGUUUAAAUACUAUAUAUACAGUAUGAAAAGCAUAUUUCCAUAUAACUAUCUACUUGGUAGAAGCUUAUUUAGAUAUUUGCUCUUUCUCUUUUUAGCAAUUGUUUGCAUAUAAUAGAAAAGUCAUCUGUGUAUUUUUUGUGAUUUUGUAAGUGUUCCAAUGCAAAAUAAGAGAUAGGCUGUUCAAAUUUUUUUUUGGGCAGAGUGUAUGUUGAGUAAUUGAAAUAAAUUAUAUUUAAAUUAUUUUUAAGUCAUACUUCAUUAUGUAUAAUAGUAAGUAUGUAAUUAAAAUAAAUUCAUUAUG
Molecule: messenger RNA, 2207 nt
Organism: Parnassius mnemosyne (clouded apollo)
Lineage: Eukaryota; Metazoa; Arthropoda; Insecta; Lepidoptera; Papilionidae
Source: the annotation of a GenBank genome assembly